UAUAAUAUGUUGCUUUAUUGUAUACCUAUAAACUUUCACACUGUUGGUCAGAGGAUUGUGAAUAAAAUUCCCUGUGAGCCUCAGAACCAAGGCCAUAGUGAGAGCAAGCAAGAUGUUUGGUGCAAUGAAGCUUAUGAAUCAGUCUUUUAGCAUGAGCUUUACUCCAGUAUCCCAGCCUAUAGUGACAGAAAAUGUUACUCCAACUGGUGUCAGAAAGGGCAUCGCCGUGUUAGCGCCACGCGACACACCACAUACCCACGAUGCCUUGAUUACGAAACUGCGAGAUGCCCUGCGUUGCAGCCCAGCCCUCACUCCUGGUUCCACCAGCCCACGUGUGUGCAGUUCAGCUUUAGUGAACUGGGGGUGUAUGUGGCAGAGCGUACUGUAGUGAAAUCUGGGUCACCCCGACACACACAAAAGCUGUUGGGUCGGCGCCUCGGUUCUCACUCUUUCCGCAGCAGCCUCUUCACAAGCUCUGAGCUGGGACUUUCCAUGCGCGGGUCCUCCAGUUCCUGUGUGGGGUGCUGCACCGUUUUUCAUCUCCACACAGCCCAGAGGCAAACCCUGAGCUGCACCAAAAAGGCUCUGCUGAACCACUCUCUUUCUCUCUCCCCUGCUCUUCUUCACCUCCUGCCCUUCCCUUCUUCCUUUUUUUUUUUAUCUCUCACACUCAAAAUUUCCAUCCUUUCCCCUGUUUAUACAACCGCUGACCCCCCACACAAACAACCAGCAUCAGAGACGCCAAGGAGGACGAGAGGAGAAGAAGAAGAGCACCACCAUAACCCUUCAGUGGGACUGCAGUGUGACUGAGAGGCGCAAGGUGUCAUGACCCCACGGGAGCACCUCAGGAAGAUGACAGCAUUGGGCGAGCAGAGCGCUCUGGACGAGAAGCACUGGUACAGGCUGGUCAACGGGAUGUCGGCAGCAGAGCUGCGACAGAGACAGGAGCUGAUGAUGAGGAAUCAGAUGGCUAUGGCCCCCCAGCUCCUGGCCCAGGGGCAGCAGCGUCUUCAGGGAGUGCCGGGACAGUUUGAGCCACGCUUCAUAGAUCGGGAGCUUGUGCCUCCGCCAGAGAUGGUGCCAUCUGAAGCCAGGCAGAUUCACAUGGGUGCUCACUUAGGACCCCCUUUGCCCCCACACCCCAGCGUGAUGCCGGCCAGGGGGUUCCCGCCAGCAGGAUACAGUUUCCUUCCCUCAGAACCCAUGGAAACAGUUGCCCGGCGACAGGAAAUGAUUCAUAAACAGAAUAUGGCCAGAAUGGAAAUGAAUGCCAUCCUUCACCAGAAGGAGCUGGAAAAUGCCCAUCAAAAGGGCCUCAUGGGUAUGGACUCGCCCAUGAUGUACCAAGGGAUACCCACCAAUGCCAUAGCCUACAGGGGGCGCCAGCGCAUGCCUGAAGGUCACCUCCCCAGUGACGUCUUUGUCCAUCGCACCACUCUGGAGGACCUCCAGCCUAAUAAUCUGCUCAUGUCUGCCAGCCCCUACCCUCCAAUCAACACGCUGCAGAGGGAAAGGGGAAGAAGGGCGAGUCGGAGGACGGCCAAUCACAAAAUGACAGACACGAGUACGGUUGGAGUGAAGGGCCAGUCAGAGGACAAGAGUGUGGAACAGAGCCCUGGGGCCUCCGGAGAGGAGAAGGAGGCUGAGGCGAAAGGGGAGCCGGAGAGCCGCUCGGCGACCAAGCCGGAUCAGACGAAGCUGGACACGGAGCUGACCUCUAGCGCUGGAAAGAGUUACAAGGAAUGUGACGAGGUCCUUCGAAAGAACUGCAUAGACAAUCAAGAUGGAUGCGCGGAUGCCGCAAACUGCAGCACAGGUGCUGGCGACAAGGAAAUUCCCAGCACAUGUUCAGCUUUCCAUGAGAAGUUUGUUUACCCUUCACCCUCCGUGCCGCUCACAAGCAUGCCUUAUGUGUUUCCGAUGCCCAGCAAUGGACUCUUACCCCCUGGAGCUCACAGUUUUCUCAACGGAGAAGAGAUAUCAUCCACAGAGGAUUUGCGAAAAUGGACUGUGGAUGACGUCUACAACUUCAUCAGCAGCAUUCCCAGCUGCUCUGAGUAUGCGCAGACGUUCAAAGAUCAUAUGAUUGAUGGAGAGACCCUACCGCUUCUCACUGAAGACCACCUCCUGGAUACCAUGGGGCUGAAGCUUGGUCCUGCUUUAAAGAUCCGAUCUCAGGUAUCCCGACGGCUGGGCAGUAUACUUUACAUGAUGAGCCUUCCUCUUCCAGCUACCGCCACCUUGCAGGCCCCAUCAGAGAAGGCAGGGGACCGCUCAUCAGAGAUCAGCUCUCCUCUGAACUGCAAUAGUGUAGACAUGUUGGGGAGCCCCUGCUCCAGGGACACAGAGAGCACAAAGCCACCAGAGCCCUUGUCAGGGCAGGAGAACCCCCCUCCUCCAGUCAUGAACGAAGCCAUCUGAGCUCAAAGGACAGAAAGGAGCGCUAGACAUGCCUUGGUCACAUACAUCCUGCAUUCUGCCAAGACUUAAUUCUCAUUUCCAGUCAAGUGACUGCAUAAUUCAGCUGAAAAGUAGAGCCACAUUCAUAAUCCACAGGAUUUUAUGGCAAUAUUUGGUUUAUUCCAGAACCGUUCCCCAAAUUUAUUGAAAUGUAUUUAAUAAGGUCAAGCUGCAGGCCUUUUUCAGAAAGGUAUCUGCCGUAGACAGUAUUCAGUAAAUCAGAAAUAACAUACUACCUAGCAGAAAAAAUUCAUUUUACAAUAAGAGGGCAAGGUAUUUCACAUUACAUGCACGGAAUUGAAUACAAUUUGUAAUGCAUAAUGUGGCUUUAUUAUAAAUGGUUUUGUAAAUGGUUUUAUUAUAAACUUUU
Scleropages formosus (Asian bonytongue) is the source of this 2830-nucleotide messenger RNA. It is a transcript of the gene samd7, whose product is annotated as sterile alpha motif domain containing 7. Gene Ontology annotation, biological process: negative regulation of DNA-templated transcription. NCBI's taxonomy places the organism in Eukaryota, Metazoa, Chordata, Actinopteri, Osteoglossiformes, Osteoglossidae. The record is from RefSeq and is a predicted model, not a curated record. Gene Ontology annotation, molecular function: chromatin binding; histone binding. Gene Ontology annotation, cellular component: nucleus. Bases 826 to 2421 code for a protein of 531 amino acids. The transcript is spliced from 9 exons.